This is a messenger RNA of Panicum hallii, 573 nucleotides long. RefSeq lists its product as uncharacterized. The record is from RefSeq and is a predicted model, not a curated record. NCBI's taxonomy places the organism in Eukaryota, Viridiplantae, Streptophyta, Magnoliopsida, Poales, Poaceae. The transcript has a single exon. Bases 1 to 573 code for a protein of 190 amino acids.
AUGCUUUUUUUUGGUUUACCUGGAUCGCACAAUGAUAUUAACAUUCUCCAGCGGUCUCCACUAUUUGCAAAGUUAUGCGAAGGUGAAGCACCCGAAGUUAAUUUUUCAAUUAAUGGCCACGAUUACAAAAUGGGAUAUUACCUUACCGAUGGCAUAUAUCCAUCUUGGGCAACAUUUGUGAAGACCAUAGGACAACCACAGGGGAAUAAGCAAAAGUAUUUUGCUAAAGCACAGGAAGUAGUACGCAAGAAUGUAGAACGAGCCUUCGGAGUUCUACAAGCUCGUUUCGCACUAAUUCGGGGUCAAGCACGUUUAUGGGAUGUAGAGACAUUGGGAUAUAUCAUGAAAGCUUGUAUCAUCGUGCACAAUAUGAUUAUAGAAGACGAGGGUGAAGUGGACGCAGAUGAACGCUUCGACGAUGAAGAAGAAAAUGUACGAGCAUCCCAUCAUCGUACCCCUGAUCUUCUAGAAUUUAUCAAGACACGGAAAGAAAUUAGGGACAACGAAAGUCAUCAUCAGCUGCAGGAAGACCUAGUGGAGCACCUAUGGCAACAUAAGCCACAUAAAUAUUGA